Exophiala viscosa is the source of this 2755-nucleotide messenger RNA. RefSeq lists its product as uncharacterized. The transcript has 5 exons. Gene Ontology annotation, biological process: positive regulation of transcription by RNA polymerase II; aromatic amino acid catabolic process. NCBI's taxonomy places the organism in Eukaryota, Fungi, Ascomycota, Eurotiomycetes, Chaetothyriales, Herpotrichiellaceae. Gene Ontology annotation, molecular function: DNA-binding transcription factor activity, RNA polymerase II-specific; zinc ion binding. The record is from RefSeq and is a predicted model, not a curated record. Bases 330 to 2492 code for a protein of 720 amino acids. Gene Ontology annotation, cellular component: nucleus.
GCGCUUCGGCAGGGAAAAGGGGUAAGACAUGUCGGCCAACCUUUGUAUCCUUUGUAUCACAUGACUGCAAUCUUCAGCCUCGCUAGCUGCCUUAUCUUAUCAAGCACGGCACGGACGGUUAUUAUCGGAUGCGGCUGGAUCGACUAUUGGAUCUGUGAUCAUCAAUACUGGCAUUGACCUCAUCCAUACGUCUAUGAAGCCCGCCCCAAGGCUGUCGGCAGGGUAUUCUCUGCCUGCGACCCGUAAAGUAGGCACCUGGGUAGAGGGAAGUCUCGAGUAUUCGAUCACCUCACGCAUGAACACCGAGCGCCAUUGCCCAGGCGACGACUAUGAGUCUCGUGGAAGGCUUGCACCCGCAACAUCAGCGUGUCUACAAGGCCUGUUUCUCCUGCCGUCAAAGAAAGGUAAAAUGCGACCUCGGUUCCGUGGACCGUCCUCACGAACCGCCAUGCGCAAGAUGUCGUCGAGAACAAAAAGAGUGCUACUUCGGCACCAAAGGGUCGCGUGGAUCGUAUUCCCCAUCCCACGAGCAUACCUACGACCAGCCACGGCCCGUGAAGAAGAGAAGGACCGACGGAACCACUCAGAGUACUCCGAGCGACCAUAAUCGCAUUGCUAUGAGCAGGGAUAUGAGCAUUGUCACAAACGAUCCUGCGCAACCGGCAGAAGAGCAGGAACGAGCUGCGCUCAAAGCUGGUCCCUAUACGUCCCAAGACACCCUGGACAUCCUAUACUCGAAAGCAGCACGCACCGAUGGGCAGAAUGAUAACCUACCAACAAUCAGGGAAGAACGUGUACACCCCGAAGCAGGAGAACUUGGCCGUGACAACCUAGGAAUUGACGACACUGUCAUCAGAGCCACAAAAGAAGUCUGGUCUCAGCUCAUCUUCAUACAGGAUGGUCUGUUCACGGCGGAAGAAGCUAUGAUUUAUCUUGACUUUUUCCAAGACCAUCUCGACCCCAUUACGCCAAUUUCCGUCGCCAGAUUCUUGGAUUAUGAGGCCCGCGCAGAUUUUCUCAUACAAGAGCCACUUCUGGCCACCACUGUACUGAUGAUAGCCAGCAGAUACUGUGCAUUGCCUGGGAUUGGAGCGGAGUCUAGGAGGUUCAUCAUUCACGAACGACUCUGGCAAUGCGUACAACGAAUCAAGACGCGGCUGUUCUGGGCUGAAGAUGAGCCUGCCGAUGCUUCAUCUGGCUCUCAACUUCGCACUAUCGGCACGUGCGAGGCUUUACUCCUGAUCUGUGAAUGGCAUCCACGUACAGUUCACUUUCCGCCUGGUCGAGAUAGCCUGCAACUAUUGACGGGCGACCUUAGCAGACCAAGAAGGGGUGCGUCGUCCACCUCAACUUCAACUGCUUGGAAGAAUUGGUCGUGGAGAUCUGAUCGUCUGACGUGGUCCUUGAUCUGGACUGCUUUUGCACUGGGUGCCGAACUCGAUGUGAGCAGAGCCGACACAGCAUCUCGAGAGCGGACGAACAACUCCGGGCCAAUACCGUUCGUUAUGAGAGACACAGAUGCUCGAUCAUACCGCUUACAACAAUUGUUGCUCAUUUUCAUAGCACAAACAUCGAACCGGAUAGGCUCUCAUGUGAAGGUGCCUGAGUCUCUGAAGGGCCACGCGGCUAGCUACACAGAUUCUGUCACACGUCUGUGGGCAGACAUAUCCUUGCUCACCGUCAAGGUCCAGGAGACCUUGUUCGUAUCUCGCGACCACGUCCGCGAAAUCACGGCAAACGGGAGUUAUAUAGGACUGUUGUACUUGUUAGGCCCAACGCUUGAAGAAUGGAAAAUGAAAUUCGAUGCAAGUGAAGUGCCACAGCCGAUGCGAGCCAUCUUAGAAAUGGAGUACGGUCAUCUCAGGGCGCAGACGAACAGCAUUGCAAUGCAAGCUGCAGCUACUAAGCAUCGGUCUCAGACGCAAUCAUCACAUUCGCGCAAUGACGAUUUCAUCGCUCAAAUCAUUGACGGGUCCAGGUCUGUCCUUCGGGUCGUCGUGGAUCUGCUGGGUCCUACCAAGUGCCUCACAUACAUUUCCGUGAGGAGCUACUAUCGCAUCCUUGCCGCCGUUGUUUACUUGAUCAAGGCUGUUCGAUUAACAGAUUCUCUUACGGAAGCUGAAGCCUCCUAUGCAAUGAUCAAGAAAACAGGCAUUGCCUUGACAGAUUCAAUUGUCGACGAUGCAAAUUUGGGCGUUCGGUGGGGGAAAAUGUUCGUCGAUUUAGCCGAAGCGGAAACUCAAGUGCUGGGUCAACGCAGGGGCAAUAUCAACGUAAACCAAGUGGAAUCGUUCCCUGCACAACUAGACAUGGACCCUGGAACUUCUCCAUCUGCAGACGGCUUCUUGUCAUUUUACGAUCCCCAGAUCUGGGGCUCCUUUCCGCUCGACAUCGAGGAUACUCUUGGGCCUUUCGGCCCUAACAUCGACUUUCGCGAUUAUAUCCCUGGCCCCUUUGCUGAAAGUACUUCAAGGUAUCAAGCAGAGCGAUGAUCAUUGAUGCUUCGAUUUUUAUUUUGGUUGGUGCCGGGCCACGGAUUUUGUUAGACCCCAUAUGGACUACCGACAACUUCAUGUAAGCCCGAUUCCUGGUUGGGACACACAAUUCGAGCCUUCGUUUGCAGACGCUCCAUCGCAGGCGGAGUGCGGUCCGUCCACUUGGCUUUGAUCAGCCACCACAGGGAACCCCAAAAAGCUUCAUCAAGGCUUCAGGGCAUCCGAUAGCCCGUACAAAGACCUCAUUGUUGACGCCGCCA